This is a messenger RNA of Anarrhichthys ocellatus (wolf-eel), 2738 nucleotides long. RefSeq names its product exocyst complex component 3-like protein 2. Bases 152 to 763 code for a protein of 203 amino acids. Gene Ontology annotation, molecular function: SNARE binding. Gene Ontology annotation, biological process: exocytosis; exocyst localization. The record is from RefSeq and is a predicted model, not a curated record. Gene Ontology annotation, cellular component: exocyst. The transcript has 4 exons. NCBI's taxonomy places the organism in Eukaryota, Metazoa, Chordata, Actinopteri, Perciformes, Anarhichadidae.
CUACCCGUCUCUCUCUCUCUACCCGUCUCUCUCUCUACCCGUCUCUCAGCCCUCCUUUGAGCGUCUGGUAAAGAGGAAGUGGUUGAGUAACACGGAGCCGUUUGAUCAGAUUGAAUCUCUCAUCAAAGAAUAUUUCAAGAAGUAUCACAGGAUGGACAGUCCUCCGUACCAGCUGCUGGUGGCCGAGGUCCACCGUCGGGUGGUGAUGGAGUACCUCCGCUCCGUCAUGAGAGGAAGAAUCAUCUGCACCUCCAUGAAGAUGAGGAAGAGGAUGGCCGGGCGGCUCAGAGACGAAGGCAAACAGAUCAAAGUCCUCUUCAAAGACCUGGAGUCUCCAUCCAGCUGGUUGGACGGCGCUCUAUCUCACAUCUCAGAGAUCAUCCAGCUGGAGGACGUCCCCUCAAUCCAGAUGGAGGUCGGAGUUCUGGUCCGAGAGUUUCCUGACAUCAGGAAAAAGCACGUGUCGGCCAUUUUGAACAUUCGGGGGACGACUCGGCAGGCGGAGCGACAGGAGAUCCUGAACAUCGUCAAAGACAUCGAGAGCUGCGACGCCGGCAGCGUUGGUGGAGGUGGAGUCAGCUCGGCCCGGCUGACCCGGGACCGAGCCCUCUUCUCCGAGGUGCCGGUCACCUCCGAGGUCCACUGCCUGAACGUGGGUCUGAGCCGCAUCGCCCUCACCGCCUCGUCGUGCUUCUCCUCGCUGAGACCACGACCACGAAAAACCAGAACGCCCGUCCAGGAAAACCCCGACGACGUCCUCUGAACAGAGUUUAUUAAUCGUGAUUAUUAAUCUGUGUAAAUGUCUCUGAAUGCACCAAAGUGUCUUUUCUCUGGAGACGUUUGUCCAAACCGAGACGAAUAUCAGAUCAAACUUUUACACUUUUAUCUCUCUGAGAGGACAGAAGACGGGAUUAUUAGUCACAUAAUUAUAAUCAUAGACGCAUCAAAUCAAUUCUCUUCAUUGAAACACGACUUAUUGAUUUGAGAUAUUAAAAAUAAUGCACUUUUUGUCUACGGGAGCCUUGAGAGGCGAGUAAGAAGAUAAAAAAAAGUCUUGUGAUAUAAAUUGUUAACGUCGUAAAGGGACAGUGUGUAGGAUAUAGUGCCAUCUAGUGGUGAGUCUGCAGAUUGCAACCAACUGAACACCCCUCUGCCCACAGCUUCCUGUUCCAAGACUGAAGCUUUGUUUGUUUGUUUUUACUGAGAGCUUCAUGUCGACAGCGUGCGACCUCCAAAUAUGUCAAAAGAGCCAGAGUUUGGUUUUUGUCCUUUCUGGGCUCCUGUAGCAACAUGGUGGACUCUGUGAAGAGGACCGGCUCCCUUUGUAGGUAUAAAGGACUCAUUUUAAACUGAAGAAAACACAACAAUUCUUAGUUUCAUGUGAUUAUCUACUAAUAAAAACGUAGUCAUGAAUAUUAUACUUAAUUUUAAUUGAUACACGCUGGCCCUUUAAGAACAGGAUCCUUUAUUUUCAGGUAAAAUAUAUUUUAUGUUAGCAAGUUAAAUAGAACUCAGCUGGACGUAAACAUGAAUGCUUUUAGGUUCAUUUAGAACGCUUCAGUCUCAUGUGGCCGCAAUGAGAAUUACAACAACAACAAAACAUCACCUGGUUAAAAAAACUAUUCAUUAAAUGAUAAAGUUUGUCCUUUUAAAAGCUGUUUUUAAAACUGUUUGAAUCACAUUUAGAAAAUGCAUCUCCAGAAGGUUUCUCUUUCUCACUGGCCUCUCUGGGCUUCCGUACUUUUUUUAUUUUUUUAGUGUUCGGAAGAAAAAUCAUUUCUUUCGAUUCAAGCGUCUCGUGUGAUUUGGGACAAAGUGUCCUGAUGGACUUCUGGACUUUAGAGCUGAAAGACGCCUCGUAGAGGAUCAAUAAAAGGAAAACCAGCUCUCUGUGCAGAGGUGCAUUAUGGGACAGAAGACCGGAACAGGAGGACUGAACCUGGACCAUCAGGACUGAGAACCAGCAGGAUCAGGAGACUCUGGAUCUCACAUUCAGGAUUUGUUUCUCUGUGAAGUUUAGAAUCACAGAAAAAAAAGAAAAAAGAGAGUUUUACAUUUUUAUUGUUGCACAAGAUAAAAUUAAAUAAAGUUUUAAUUAAAGGUACUACGAUGAUCUGAGAUGAUCUUUAACGCCGUGAUUAUACUUCAAGCUCUUUAGUGUGAUGAGGUUUAUUAUAUAUAUAUUGUAUGUAUAUAUAUAUAUAUAUAUACAUACAAUAUGUAUGUGGGAUGAAUAUUACUUCUAUUUGGUGGUAAAAUAAGAGUUUUACUUCAUAAUAUUCUUGUUGAUUUAGAAAUAAAAGGCUACAGAUUGAGAUUAAACGUCAUAUUUUAAUAGUUUAUUCUGUGUUUUUAUGUUUGAACUCAUAAACAAAUAACACAAUAUUUAAUUUACUGCUGAUCAUUUUUUCAAAAAGCGUGCACCAGUUCUUCUUUUAUUGAUUAUUGAUGAUUUUCUAGAUUUAGUUUUUAUCUGCUGUGUUAGAGCAGCAUCACUGGUGCGUUCAGGGACGUAAAUUUCACAUUUAAUUUUCAGUCACAUGAAAGUGCAGCAGGUUAAAGUUAGACCCGAACCCAUGGUAACACUUCCUGUCAACUCCUUCAAAGUAAAAGGCUGUAGUUACAUGCUCUGACCACCGGAUGGCAGCGUUCACACUUUUAUUUUUCAGCUGUCUCCUGUAAAUGUAAAUGUGUUUGAAAUGAAUCAACUUUAAUGAGAAUAAAACCGAUCAGAUCAC